AAAGUAUGAUCUAUUUUGCCAAAAGGUGUGUAGCACUCAGACAAAUGGAUUUAAAACAACAAAGAGGAUUUAAACAAAUGGAUUUAAAACAACAAAGAGACAUACACAUACUGUCUUACCUAUGCUUGGCAUCCUCCUCAAGCUACUAAAAGAGAUAACUUAGCGUAGGUGCCUCCCAUUCUCUUGGGGACCACAAGUUACAAUUUGCUUGCUGCAGACCCUGACUCUCCAUCAGUCUGUGUCAGCCUGCAGCAGCUGACCUCUCUUAGGGCAGAUCUCAGUGCUUUGAAUUCUGAUCUCCACAUUCUCAGCCUUGGCAAAACAGCCAUGUAACCAGGAUUGGGACCGAGGAGUUGACUCUUCACAGCUGUUAAUAGGAUGCUCCUUAUCUAGGCCAUUGUGUUACCUUUCCUGCUUGAUUACCCUAACAGCUCCCUGUUGCUCUAACUCCAUAGCAAGCAACUCAUUAUAAACACAGAGAGGCACGACCAAUAUUUGUAAAAAUAAUACAAAUGUUUCCUAGUUCUCCUCAGAUAUCUAAACUCUGAACAUCUGAGAACAAAAGAGCCUAUAUCAGUCUAUAAUAGCUGCAGAUGCAGGCCCAGGUUAACCAAUGUGCACUUGGUCACUUACACUGGACCCUCAUCUCAGGUCACCAGUUUUUUGUGGGUGGUGGUAUGACCUGGCACACGGGGUUGCAACACUGCUCAGGAUUGGCUUGGCUGCCCCCUCUGUCAUGAGGGGGGCGGCUAGGCCAACUCUGAGUGAAUGGCAUUGCAACCUAGCACAUGGGGUCACAGUACCACUCAGGACAAAUUUGAGAGAAGAUGGGAGGCCCCCAAUUUCCACAAGCAUAGGGCUCCAAAAUUCUUUAAUCUGGCACUGUGCAGUUGCUUACUGUACUGGUAGCACACUCAAGUUUAAUGUAAUAUGGCAGCUUCUAUGUGUACGAACAGGCUAGCUAAUCCUGCAAAUAAUUGCUUAAAUAUAAUCCAGUGUAUGCAUAGGACCAUCAAAUAAAUGCAGAGUACAAGGGAAAUAUUACUAUCUAACAACAAAACAUUUUUAAAAGGACAAUAGUAUUUACUGACAAUUAUAUAUAUUCCUUUAAGGGCAACAGGAGUAGUUCAGUCUCCAGGGCCCCUGCAGUUCUUGGUCUCUAUACUGAGUUUGUUGAUUAGAGCAAAGGAAGGUGCUGAGUUUACAAAGUGGGAGCUGGAAUUAAACUGUGGUAAACUCAUCUCAUAGAAGGGCCACCAAACAUCCAUUUAAUAGAAACAACCUUCAGUCCCUACAGUGAAAGGCUGUGUAGUCUAUAUCAAUACCAUGUGGCCUCCAGUCCUCCAAUAAGUCAAUUUAAGAAGGAAUCCUUAAUGUAGGUUACCUUCAACUCCAAGAGGGGGAAGUCACACACACUUUGCCAAGAGGUUACACACCUAUCACUGUUGAGCCACACUGGUAUGCAGGGAUCCAAAUCAGCAAGUAUUCAACGUUUUUGAAGGUGCUAUUUUGUUUUUCAGAAUAUAGGCUAAAAAAAGUCUCUAGCUGUUAAGGUUGGGAAGAAAACCUCAAAAACAUGAACCUUGAUAGAGCUUGUGCAAUAGACCAGUAGUGCUAAGAGAUGUGAACUGCUCCCUUCAUCUCAGUGAAAUGCUAACUCAGAUUUAAAUCAUAAAUUUAAAUGUCACCACUGUUAAAUAUUUCAUUCCUCAGCAAAGAAAGGAGAGGGAGGGUCACAGAUCAACACAAGUUACUAUGAGGGAUAUCUCCUUUUGUUGCCACAACCAUGUAGCUCUUUGACAGAUUUAUUAUUCCCCCCCCCCCUUUGAGAAGGAGACACUACACACUCAAGGCACCUAGCAAAGCACAAAACCAUCAUUCAAGCCCCCCAGAAGGGGAGCUAAGCUCCAGGAAGCCAGUGGAGCCCUAGCAGCUGCCCAGUGAAUGGUAUCUUGAACACUGCACAACCCACUGUGAGAGGUAUCUCAUUUUGGCUAUUUGCCGAGGCAGUUUAUUUUAUGGGUAUAGUCUAGCGUGCAUUUCCCUAAUCUGACCCAGUUGGCCGGGCUGGGUGUUCAGGAAGCUAAAGAGGAGAUGUCAUUCACCUGGGAAGUUCAAAUGGAUUCCUUCACCACCACUAGAUCCACACAUUUUAAGAAAAAAAACCUCAGUUACAUUUCUGAUUAUAUGCAAAUGAUCGUAUUAACUAACGUGCAUAUUGUUUCCAUGAUAGCGACUAAGUUGUUCCCAAUUCCCCCCCCGGAAAAGUGGCAACGCUCAACUGGAUCCCAGUGCUGGAUCCGGGGUUUGGUGGGACUGUUGGGCAAAGACGCAUCAGGGCUGGGAUUUCUGUUUUCUGGCGGAGCAGGAGCGGCGGCAUUCUCUACUCAGACAGCGGACCGCGGGGGAGGCAAAAGUUGGCUGGAUCCCUGUUUUGAGGCAGGGUUUUUCCUGGCGCAAUCGGAGCGGCGGGACCCAACAUCAGCAGGCUCCAGGUGGCGGCAGCUUUCCUCUGUCUUGGUUUCCCAGCGGGAGCCAGACAGCGCUUGGGCGGGCCAGGGAGCGAGCGGGCGGGCGGCAGGCAGCGGCGCUCCGGGCUAGCGCGGAGGGGAGGCCGGAGCGGAGCGCGCCGAGCCCCAUUAACAUUCCGUUCCACGUGGUGCUUGUUGUGGGCGCUACAGGUUCCCCACCUGCGCGGCGCGGCGCCGGCGGGCGGAGCCCGCCCCCGUCGCUCGGGGAGAAGUGACAGGCUGGCCGGGGCUCCGAUAGGAGCCGGCCGGAGCAAUUCCCAAGGCAACCCAAGCUCGACCCCCUUCCCAGGCCCCGCCCCCUCCCUGGCGGCGGCGGCGGCCGCGGUGGGAACUGGUCGGGGAGUAAAACUCGACGUGUCCGGAAAGGUGCGCGCCGCUUUCCCUUUCGCUCCGCGCCCGCAGGCAGGGGCCGCGCGCUGCCGGCACCAUGCUGGACCCGUCCUCCAGCGAAGAGGAGUCCGACGAGGUGCUGGAAGAGGAGAGGCGGGAGGUGCUGGUGGUGGCGGCGGCCGGGGGCUGCAGCGGCAGCUUGCCGCGAGCCCUGCCGGCUCCCGCCCGGGAGCCCCGCGCGAGGGAGCCGGGGCGCCAGGGCAGCGGCCCCGCCAGACCGGCGAGCCCCAGCCCCUCGGUGCUGAGCGAGGGCAGGGAGGAGCAGGAGAGGCUGCAGAAAGAGGAGAGGGAGAAGCGGCUCCGGCUGCAGCUGUAUGUGUUCAUCGUGAGGUGCAUCGCGUACCCGUUCAACGCCAAGCAGCCCACGGACAUGGCCCGGAGGCAGCAGAAGCUCAACAGACAGCAAUUACAGAUACUUAAGGAGCGUUUCCAGGCCUUCCUGAAUGGAGAGACACAAAUUGUAGCAGAUGAAGCAUUUUGCAAUGCAGUGAGAAGUUAUUAUGAGGUUUUUCUCAAGAGUGACCGAGUUGCCAGAAUGGUUCACAGUGGAGGAUGCUCUGCAAAUGACUUUAGAGAUGUUUUUAAGAAAAAUAUAGAAAAAAGGGUCCGAAGUUUGCCAGAGAUUGAUGGAUUAAGCAAAGAGACAGUGUUAAGCUCUUGGAUAGCCAAAUAUGAUGCCAUAUGCAAGGGAGAAGAGGACUUGUGCAAACAGCCCAAUAGGAUGGCAUUAAGUGCUGUAUCAGAACUUAUUCUGAGCAAAGAACAGCUGUAUGAAAUGUUUCAACAGAUUCUAGGGAUCAAAAAAUUGGAACACCAGUUGAUGUAUAAUGCCUGCCAACUGGAUAAUGCAGAUGAACAAGCAGCUCAGAUCCGACGCGAACUAGAUGGACGUCUACAAAUGGCAGAACAAAUGACAAAGGAAAGAAAAUUUCCGAAGUUUGUAACGAAAGAAAUGGAGAACAUGUUUAUAGAAGAGUUGCGGUCUUCAGUGAAUUUGCUAAUGGCAAAUUUGGAAAGUCUUCCAGUGUCUAAAGGUGGCCCAGAAUUUAAAUUGCAGAAGUUAAAGCGAUCACAGAAUUCUGCUUUCUUGGACAUAGGAGAUGAAAAUGAAAUUCAGCUGUCAAAGUCAGAUGUGGUGCUAUCAUUCACAUUAGAGAUUGUCAUAAUGGAAGUGCAAGGUUUAAAGUCAGUAGCUCCCAAUCGGAUUGUUUACUGCACAAUGGAAGUGGAAGGAGGAGAGAAACUUCAGACAGAUCAGGCAGAAGCAUCCAGGCCACAAUGGGGAACUCAAGGAGACUUCACCACUACUCACCCUCGGCCUGUUGUCAAAGUAAAACUCUUUACAGAAAGCACUGGGGUCCUAGCCCUUGAAGAUAAAGAAUUAGGAAGGGUUAUAUUAUAUCCAACAUCCAAUAGCUCAAAGUCGCCUGAGUUGCAUAAAAUGAUAGUCCCCAAAAACAGCCAGGACUCGGACUUGAAGAUUAAACUGGCAGUGAGGAUGGAUAAACCACCCCAUAUGAAGCAUUGUGGGUAUUUAUAUGCUCUUGGACAGAAGGUUUGGAAAAGAUGGAAAAAACGCUACUUUGUUCUUGUUCAGGUAAGCCAGUACACAUUUGCAAUGUGCAGUUACAGAGAAAAGAAAUCUGAGCCUCAGGAAUUAAUGCAGCUUGAAGGAUACACUGUGGAUUAUACAGCUCCUCACAUAGGUCUUCAGGGUGGUCAAAUGUUUUUCAAUGCUGUUAAAGAAGGAGAUACGGUAAUAUUCGCCAGUGAUGAUGACCAGGAUAGAAUACUAUGGGUUCAAGCAAUGUACAGAGCAACAGGCCAGUCAUAUAAACCCAUUCCUGCAAGUCAAGCACAGAAGAUGAAUCCAAAAGGAGGAAAUGUCCACAUGGAAUUAUCACAGCUGUCUGGCAAAGAUGCAGAUCGUGCUCAGAAACAUGGGAUGGAUGAGUUUAUUUCUGCUAAUCCCUGCAAGUUUGACCAUGCUUCCCUCUUUAGACUACUUCAGAGGCAGACCUUGGAUCAUAGAUUGAAUGAUUCCUAUUCUUGUUUGGGUUGGUUUAGUCCAGGCCAAGUCUUCGUAUUAGAUGAAUACUGUGCUCGUUAUGGUGUGAGAGGCUGUCACCGCCAUCUCUGCUACCUUAAUGAAUUGAUGGACCAUUCAGAAAAUGGUGCUGUCAUUGACCCAACCUUGCUCCAUUACAGCUUUGCAUUCUGUGCUUCUCAUGUUCAUGGCAAUAGGCCUGAUGGAAUUGGAACAGUUUCAGUUGAAGAGAAAGAAAGGUUUGAGGAGACUAAAAACCGACUUUCUUCCCUUUUAGAAAACCAGAUAAGCCACUUCAGAUACUGUUUCCCUUUUGGACGUCCUGAAGGAGCUUUAAAAGCCACACUUUCAUUACUUGAAAGGGUUUUAAUGAAAGAUAUUGCCACUCCCAUACCAGCAGAAGAGGUGAAGAAAGUGGUUAGAAAAUGUCUGGAGAAAGCUGCCUUGAUCAAUUACACGCGACUUACAGAAUAUGCCAAAAUAGAAGCAACAGCAGAGAAGGAUCCAGAGACCUUGAAUCAAGCAACGCCUGCUAGAAAGCUGGAAGAGGUUCUUCACCUUGCAGAGCUCUGCAUCGAAGUAUUGCAGCAGAACGAAGAGCAUCAUGCAGAGGCACGAGAGGCUUUUGCUUGGUGGCCAGAUUUAUUAGCUGAACAUGCAGAGAAAUUUUGGUCUCUCUUUUCUGUCGAUAUGGAUUCAGCACUGGAGGCACAACCUCAAGAUUCCUGGGAUACUUUCCCACUUUUCCAACUGCUAAAUAACUUCCUAAGAAAUGACAUACUUUUGUGCAAUGGAAAGUUUCACAAGCACUUGCAAGAAAUUUUUGUUCCCUUGGUCGUCCGCUAUGUCGAUCUCAUGGAAUCAUCUAUUGCCCAGUCCAUUCAUAGAGGUCUUGAACAAGAGUCCUGGCAGCCUGUCAAGAGCAUCACCAACAGUCUUCCCAAUGUAGCUCUUCCGAAAGUUCCAAGUUUGCCUCUUAAUCUUCCACAGAUACCUAGCUUUUCUGCACCAACUUGGAUGGCUUCUUUAUAUGAUUCCACCAAUGGUUCAGCUACAUCAGAAGAUCUUUUCUGGAAACUUGAUGCACUGCAGAUGUUUGUUUUUGAUCUGCACUGGCCAGAACCAGAAUUUGCCCAUCAUUUAGAGCAGAGACUUAAACUUAUGGCCAGUGAUAUGAUAGAAGCCUGCGUCAAAAGAACAAGAAUUGCAUUUGAACUCAAGCUGCAAAAGACAAACAAAUCAAUGGACUUGCGUAUUCCUGCCUCUGUGUGUACGAUGUUUAACGUUUUAGUUGAUGCCAAAAAGCAAACUGCUAAACUCUGCAUUCUGGAUGGUGGGCAAGAGUUUGCUGGUCAGUGGCAACAAUACCAUUCAAAAAUAGAUGACUUGAUUGAAGAAACUGUUAAAGAAAUUAUUUCACUUCUUGUUUCAAAGUUUGUUUCAGUGCUAGAAGGUGUGCUGUCUAAACUAUCAAGGUAUGAUGAAGGCACAUUCUUCUCAUCAAUACUUUCAUUCACUGUGAAAGCAGCUGCAAAAUAUGUUGAUGUUCCUAAACCGGGAAUGGAUGUAGCAGACACCUACAUUACAUUUGUUCGGCAAAACCAGGAUAUACUUCGAGAAAAGGUCAAUGAGGAAAUGUAUAUAGAAAAGUUGUUUGAUAAAGGGAUGGAUGAUAUAAGUUCAUUGAUGUACUUGAGGCUGUUUGAGCAAUGGUACAGCAGUUCCAUGAAAGUCAUAUGUAUGUGGCUGGCUGAUAGAUUAGACCUUCAGCUUCACGUCUACCAGCUGAAGACUCUCAUCAAGAUAGUCAAGAAAACCUACCGAGAUUUCAGACUGCAGGGUGUGUUGGAAGGAACACUGAAUAGUAAAACCUAUGAUACCAUUCACAGCCGUCUUAAAGUAGAGGAGGCCACAGUCUCAGUCACUGAUGGGGGAGGACUUCAGGGUAUCACCAUGAAAGACAGCGAUGAAGAAGAAGGAUGAUAGUGAGAUAUUUCACCUAGAAGAUCAACACUAAAUGUUUGUUUUGUAACUUGUCCUUGUAUUUGCAUUUAUAGUUUUGCUUUACCCACUCGAGUACCAAAAAUGUAAUUCAUUCCACUUUUUUAAAUCUGAAAGCAGAAUUAUUGGGAGCAAAAGUGCCAAGAAUUUUUUGAGGACAAUGAUUUUAGCAUAUUUCAAUGUAUAGCUUUGCUUAGAACUGUGAGAAUAUUGGCAUGGAGUUUGAGUUCCACUUGUGAUUAUGUUUCUUUACCUUUUGUUAGAGUUACCAUUUGUUCCUGUAACUCCAUCAAAUAGUGAUGUCCUGUGCAGAAAACAAGAUGUGUGCCUCCAUAAUACACAAUUAUACAAGAAAUCAUUCUUGGACUAAUUCAGUGCCCUUGUUAAAAAAACAGUGUAUUUUCAGGUUUACACUUUACAUGUUUUUUCUUGUUUUGUACUUAAUUUUUCAUUAUUGUGUGAUGUGUGUUAAAAACUUAAAUCUUGGUUCACAGUGCUUUGAGUUUGGUGUAUAAGUAAGAAGACUCCAGGGACGACAAAAUGCACAUAUGCUACUUACUUACUGUGUCUUCUAUUUCCCUACAUUCAUCUUGCAAGUUUAAGGAUAUCUCAUCAGGUUGGAUGUCAGUAAGCUUGCCAUCAGUGUUUCUAUUUCUAUGUGAAAUUUUGCAGGCAAUAAGAACACAUUUUGUCAUGACCGUGUCUGUAUCUAAGUUUGUAUAGAAUUCUAAAAUUAAAAGAUGUUUUCAGUAUUUCAAAUCA
Molecule: messenger RNA, 7731 nt
Organism: Chelonia mydas (Green sea turtle)
Lineage: Eukaryota; Metazoa; Chordata; Testudines; Cheloniidae
Gene: CADPS2
Product: calcium dependent secretion activator 2
Exons: 33
Coding region: 2959-6951 (1330 amino acids)
Biological process (GO): dense core granule exocytosis; synaptic vesicle exocytosis; positive regulation of exocytosis
Cellular component (GO): glutamatergic synapse
Source: RefSeq, a predicted model, not a curated record